Messenger RNA from Solanum dulcamara, 2975 nucleotides. RefSeq lists its product as uncharacterized. NCBI's taxonomy places the organism in Eukaryota, Viridiplantae, Streptophyta, Magnoliopsida, Solanales, Solanaceae. Gene Ontology annotation, cellular component: cytoplasm. Bases 19 to 1503 code for a protein of 494 amino acids. The record is from RefSeq and is a predicted model, not a curated record. The transcript has 11 exons. Gene Ontology annotation, molecular function: mRNA binding.
UCUAAGCAUAAACCCCUCAUGUCUCCGGUGGUAAAUCCCAAACCUCUUUCAAACAACUCAGGGAUGUUCAAGUUAUUCACAUCAAAGGGAAGCAAUUCAAUUCUUGUCAAAAUUAUUCAAAAAUGUUCCAUCUCCAAUUUCCAUACCAAAAACCCAGCAAUCCAAUUCAUUCUUGAAGAAGGCAAAACACUUCAAUCAACGACUAAGCAGAAUGAAGAAGCUGAGUUUUCCAGAAAACCUAGCUCUGGAAUUUGGCCUGAAUGGGUGAACUUGAUGGAGAAGUUGUUAAAAAGUGGAUAUUUUGAGGGAGUCGGAAACCCUUUUGAAAAUGCUGAAAUGGAUACUAACCAAAUUAGAACUGCUUGUUUGAAUUUUGCUCGAGACCGAAUUGAUCUGAUAAGAUAUUUGUCCUGGCAAGAUAUUGGGGUGCUUGCAGGUUGUGGCUGUCCAAGCAUGGAUAGAAAAGUUGUCAACUCUGGAAAGCGCCUUAGGGUAUUGUUCGGCAUCGAGGAAGGAAAUGUCUGCAGCUUCUGUACAUUCAGGGGAAGUUGUGAGAGGGCAUACAUCAUCGCACGUGAAGAUCAAGGUGGUCGAACUGUUGAUGUUAUGCGUCUACUAUUGACUUAUGGACUUAAUCCAACUACUGGUGCUGUGGAGAAUAAACCAUCCUUGAACAAAAGAGUUGAGGAAUCAGCAAGAAAGCUGUUGAAAGAAAUUGUGAAUUUCAGUUCUGAGGAACUCAUCUGUGAAACACAGAAAUCCACAAACCCUUGCAAUCCAUCUGUACAGGGUGAUCACCAAGAAGGAGGUCAGAUCAAUGUUCUGAGGGAACAAGGUGAUUGGUUUUGUCCCAAAUGCAACUUCUUAAAUUUUUCUAGAAAUGUUAAGUGCUUACGGUGCAAUGGCUUAUUUCACGAAAGACUUAGCAAGCUAAGACAGGAGCAGGAUCAUCCUCCAUUAAGGAAAGGCGACUGGAUUUGCGACAAAUGCCACUUUAUGAACUUUGCAAGGAAUACAAGGUGUUGGCAGUGUAAAGAAAAACCACCUACACGGCAGCUUAAUUCUGGAGAGUGGGAGUGUGAAUCGUGCAACUACAUCAAUUUCAAAAGAAACACGGUGUGCUUGAAAUGUGAUCAUAGACGACCAAAAGCAUCUAGCUGUGCAGGUUCUUCCUGUGGAUCUACAAAACAAAAUAGAAUCAUUAGUCUAACACGUCCUUAUUUUGGUGAAUUGAAUGAAGAAACAGAUGAGGAAUGGGAAUUAGUUGAGAGUGAGUAUGAAGAUCGUUUGAGCACAAUGUCACAGAAUCAGGUUGUUGAUUUUCCUGUUUUAGGGGGGAACAGUGAAUUGUCUCGAGAUGCAAAGAAGCAAGAAAGGUGGAAGACUGGAAAUGAAAGAGAAAAUGGUGAUGAAUUGAAUAACAAGUAUUUUCAAAAUAGGGGCAAUGAGGAAAUGGAUGAGUGGUUUGGGCAUAAAAAUGUGGGAAUCUAUCAGAAACUUUAAAGAAGCUAGGUGAAGGGAUUCACCCUAUCUUCCUGUUUUUGAAGCUGUUCUGGAUUUUGCACUACAAGCAUUGCAAUACAAAAGGAGAACUGCGAUCCCAGACGCCUCAAAUUACUUUUUGUACUCCACCCUCCCCUACUCCCCCCCUUUUUAUGUAAUGAUCUUCAGGAUCCAAAUGGACCCAUGGUCCUCUAUCCCUGUACUAAUGUUUGAUCAAUAGAAUUCAUCUUUUCUGACCUCACCAAAAAAACAUUAAAGAAGAUAUUAUGAAAGUUGUGUUGUGGCAAGAAAUUUCACCUUCUAACAGCAGGCAACGUACGCCACUACAAAAAAAGUGUUAUAUUGCGGAGGUUUUAUUGUGGAGGUUAACAUAACCCCCCUAAAUUGCAUCAAACUUCAGAGGCUUAAACAACCCCUCCAAUUUCUGUGCAAUUUGUGGAGAUCAUCAACUGCCGUAACCCUCAAGAUUAAAAAUUCUGCUAUAUCAACACGUGAUGAUGUCGGAGAAGAAACAAUGGCGCCAGUGUCUUGAAUUCAUCGGAGGCGGCAUCUGGAAAUUCGAAUUUGAAGUCGUCAACUCCGCCAGUGGUGGCAUUGGUGUGUAUGGAGCUCUGGCAUGUGUGUGUUGGCCCAUUGAUUUCGCUGCCGAAGAAAGGAAUUGUUGUUGUGUACCUACCUCAAGGUCACCUUUUAAUCAUCUCUCUGAGUACCUGUCCAUAGCUUAUAGCCUCCCUCCUCAUGGUUUAUGUCAUAUUGUAGAUGUCAAGCUACAAGUGUUGGAUUACAGGUGGAUGUGACAUUUGAUGAGGUCUAUGCAUAGGUCUCGCUAGUUCCUGACAAUCAGAUAUUCUAACUGCUUAAAUUUAGUUCCUUUAGGAAGAAGAUAUAUGUAAGUAUUUUGUCAACUUAACAAAGGAGAUGGAUGAUCAAAUAGAUAUUUCAUUUCGCGGCCAUGGGGUCCCUCCCUCCAAGGCAAACUUGUUCCGCUGAAUUUUGACUAAAGGGGUUCCUAUUCUUAAACAUUCCAUAUGUGCUUAAAUGAGAAUAAUGUGGAUACUAUCAAUGUUGUAAUCAGACCAAUGAUGGUGUAACAGGUUUAUUUUGCUGUAUGGUUACUCUGGUGUCUACUCUUAUGCCAUUUAUGAGCAUGUUGGUUCACCUGAGUGGCAUGCUUUCAGCCUUGGUGAAACUAGAUUGAAAAGCCUUCAAGCUCCGGAAAGAUAAUUGCAGGACAAAUCAAGUUUAGUUUAUUGGGAAGGAGGUAGUAUAUAUCCAGCUAUAGCUUCUACAUUUUGAUGCGGUUGUUAUCAUGAAGUGCGUCCUAAUUGGAAAGAAAAGGAGAAAUAUCAAUCAGUUUUAGUUGAAUUCAAGACUCACAAAGUACAAGAAUGUGCAAAUGAAUAAUUGGUUUGAUAUGAUGUCAAAGUGAACAAAUUCAGUACCAUAAUGAAUGACUCUGUUGGAAGACCAAA